Polyodon spathula (Mississippi paddlefish) is the source of this 3630-nucleotide messenger RNA. Its product is annotated as putative beta-lactamase-like 1. Bases 270 to 1973 code for a protein of 567 amino acids. The record is from RefSeq and is a predicted model, not a curated record. Lineage: Eukaryota; Metazoa; Chordata; Actinopteri; Acipenseriformes; Polyodontidae. The transcript has 7 exons.
GGAGAAUCAGUCGGAUUAUACCACGAUCAGCAAAGGAAUGGGGCCCCUAAGUCAUAUCCCAACCCAACAUCCCACAACAGCUACUGCCAUAAAGAAGCCCCCCCUUGGGAGAAAAAAAUCCGGCACUUUGGAAUUUGUUUGAAAAUAUAGUAACCCAGAAGUUAGUUUAAAUAGUUCUGACGGGAGUUUACUUUGAGGUGGUGUUCUGCAUUUAUUUAAAAAAACUGCAGCCCACAGGGAGUGUUCCAGGCAUAACCAGAAAUAUCAGAAUGGAGGUGAAGUGGACCCAACUGGGCAUGGUCUUCUUCCUGCUUCUGUCCAUCGUCAUGACUGGUUGCUUCCUGUGGCAGUACCAGCUUCCCAAGAUUGAGGAGGCUAAUAGGUCAUCAGGCAAUGAUGAUGCUGAGCGAAUGUGCCCCCGGUUCCCUGAACCAGCCCCCCUGGAGCACCCCAUCCCCUAUCUCAAGGAGGCACUUGAGAAGGUGGACAUGCUUCUUCGACACACCAUCCAUGCUACCAGCCUCCCAUCAAUGUCCGCCAUCGUCAUGUAUAAUGACACUGUCCUGUGGACUGGCAAUUUCGGCAAGAGAAACGGAUCAGACCCCUUCUCUCCCCCACCUAACGAAUACACAAUCUACAGGAUCGCAAGCUUGUCCAAGAUCUUCCCCACUCUCAUGCUGUACCGGCUGUGGGAGGAGGGGAAGGUGACCUCCCUAGACGACCCCCUGGAAAAAUACGUUGAGAACUUCACCAUCAAGAACCCCCUAGGGAAGACCAACGACUUGGAGCACAAGUACACCACUGACGGGCUCAUCUUCCUGGACAGUGGGGACGUGCCCAUCCGGACCUCCUCCGUCACACUGCGCAGGAUGGCAAGCCAGCUCUCCGGUUUACCUAGAAGACUGCGAGCGACUAACCUGCUAUGGAAGGGUAAGACACAGACAGCGAUCAAUCUGCUACAGGAUGAUGUCUUGGUGGCUGAUCCUGGUACAAGGUGCCAUUACAGCAACCUUGCCUUCUCCCUGCUGGCUCACGUCUUGGCAGAAAAGGUGGUGGGACUCGACUACCAGCGCUGGAUCUUGGAAAACAUCCUGGACCGGCUUGGAAUGGAGGACACUGGCUUCGACAUCACACCCGCCAUCCAGGCCCAGAUGGCAGUGGGCUUCUACACCAGCGGGCACCCAGCCCCCCUCUAUGAUCUCGGCUGGUACCGCCCCUCAGGGCAGAUGUACUCCACUGCGGCCGACCUGGCCAAGCUAGCUAUGGUCUUCCUGGGUGUCUACCACCGCAAGCUUCUAGAGCCUGACACCCUAAAGAUCAUGCUCACGCCACUUUUACGCUGCUCCAAGGAUUAUUUCGCCAACCAGACAGGCACCCCCUGGGAGGCCAACGAACAGUUGGGCUAUGAGGUGGUGCGGAAGGACGGCGACUUGGAUGGCUAUUCUGCCACCUUCUCCCUGGUUCCCAGGCUCAAGCUGGGUUUGGUCAUCCUGAUGUCUGGCACCAGACCCCAAGACGAGGAUGUGGUAACCAAGGCUUAUGACUACCUUAUCCCAGCCAUGGAGACAGCUUUCCGAGAAGCCAGUCGAGUACUGACCCCCCCUCCCAACCCGGUCUCUUAUGCUGGAUACUUCACCUACAGCAACAUCACCUUCUACGAGAUCAAACCCGGGCCAGACGGGGUCCUGAUCAUGCAACAGUUUGGUCCACACAUUGCGGAUCUGAUCCCAGAAAGGUACAGGACCAUAAAGCUGCACUACCUGGAAGACAGGGUCUUUCAAGUGGUCUUUGAGAAAGAAUACCCCUGUGUCUUACAAGUCAGCACUGCCUCUGUCUCUCUGGAAGCUCAGGAUGGGCAGCUCUUUAACUUUUACCCCCUUGACAAGAAGGGUUUGUCUCCUGGAUUCGAUGCUCCAGGACUCAACACUUACAAUGUGGUCCGGAUUCCUAGCAGACCCACAUUUAACACUUAAACUUUUCUUUAUGGAAGACAAGAAAGGGGUGAGCAUGGUGGGAUUUUUAGGAACCUGACAUUAAGAAGUUAUUUAUUUUUCUAUCUGCUUUCUAUGAACUGCUUGCUUGAUUGUUAGGGUAUGGUGGUGAAUUAAAAUGACACAAUAGUUGGGUUGGAAGGUCAUACUAAAAAUAUAUCUGAGAUUCAUUUUUUUCACCCUUAUCAGAUAGCUGUCUUUCUUGUGCAGUUCAACACUGAUAGAGGCUUAAAAAGUCAUUUUUUUGUUUAAAGGUUUCCAGUCUUCUCACUAAAUUUUAAUUACAUUGCUUCCCUGGUUAAGACACCAAAUGCAUUCUGCUUGAAACUGAAAAGUCAUCUCCUGUUAAUAAUCAGUUGCCUCUUGACAAACAACCGUCUGCAGGUGCAAAAUAAUGUAUAGGCCCCCUGCUUACUGAAAUUCAUUGAAAUUGCUUUGAUAUUAUUUAUAUAUCCAACACUAUUAGUGAAUGAAGCACUGGUAAUAAGAACACCAGUGUGGUUGAUAAUCACGAUAAUUAGUUUUAUUAAAAUUCAGGUGCUAAUUCAUUACAAAAAUAUAAUAAGCAUUCACAGACAUGCAGUGAGAAAGGGAAUUUGCAAACAGUGUUUUUUGUUACUGUUUCACACAUAUUCUCCAAGCAUCAUAAAAAACAGUGCUGUGCGUCACAAACAGUGUUUUAUAUUCAGCUUCAUGAACUAAGAGCAAAUAGAAGACCCUUGGGUGUAUUUGCCUCAAACAAGAUUCAAAACCUCCUGAAUAUAGCUAGUGGCUUAACCAAGCAGAAGCAAUGUCGCUUAAAACAACACUAACAUUUUUACCAGUGCGUAUCUAUUUUCCCAUUCUACAAACAUUCUCACAACACCUGUCUAUACAUCGGUAGAUGUGAAGACCUCAUUUCAUUUUUUUAAACGCAAAUGCUAUUAUUACUAAUUAAGGUAGGUUGUCUAUUUGUCAUUUGCAUCUGUAGCAUGUACUAAAUUGGUGUUUAUAAUUAGUUUUGUGUGUAAUCCUCUGCGUUUUUGGUUAGCCGAUUGAUGAAGGGAAUUAGCAAAAAAGGACUAAGAUUCAAGAUCUCGCUGGAUCUAAAAAACUUAAUCUAAUAACUGCUCUUACCACAGUAACUCAAUGGUUUAUUGAUUCUCUACCAAGGCUGUACUAUGUCAGAAUGGUACAACAGUGGUAACAUUUUCAUAUCUGAUAUACCAAUAGUGUGGUAUCCACCAAUACACCAAUGAUCUGUUGCAGUCACUGGAUCCUAUUGGUACCAGCAUGCUACUGUAUUGUGCAGUAGUUGUUCCAAAUCCACUGUGUUGUCAUUGCUGAUGAUUUUCAUCCAGUGGUCAUGUGCGUAUUUUUUGAAGGCAGCAACUUGAGAAAUAUGCAGGAAAUAAAAGGGUUCAUCAAUGUUCAGAAGUAAUUAUAUCCCCAAUCAGGUCAAUUCAAUACUUAAAUAUUAAAUUGCUGCUCACCUACAAUGCGCUUCAUCACACAGGUCCCGAAUAACCUCCUCAACCUGUUGACCUGCUAUGUCGCAUCCACAGUGUUUUAUAAUUUUCAUAGCCUAGCCUUGUAUUUAAUGUAUUAUGCUUUGUUUUUCACUGUAAUUAAUGUAUUAUGCACUGUUUUUUAUUGUAUU